CACAUGUGGUACUGGUAUCCACUCCAAUACUUGGUCUCUUCUCUGGGCCUCGAGUCUCGACAUUGGGCUUCUUCUGAGCUCAAAAUCAUGAGUCUUGAGUCGGCCCAGACACCAAAUUCAAUGAAAAUAAAGAAAUAAAGAAAAACAACAAUCGGCAAAAUGAAUCCCUCCGGUCCGGUGCCCCAAAAAUGCUGGCUUGCCAUGAGACCAAAUUUGAACUCCCUGAUAAACCUCCACUCCCCUUUACGUCUUCUUGUCUUCUCCCCAAAAUUCUCCAGCGCCAGCUUCUUCUGUAACCCCGCCGUUGCUUCCCCGAUAGCGCUUCGAUCGGCAACGAAAAGUUCAGUCGGGACCAGAGCCGCAACCACUUCGCGGCUUCUUCUCUGUCGCUGCACCUGCACAACUAUGGCGACCGCUCCUCCGCCACCGGAGGCGGUGGUUCCGGUGAGGGACAAAAUUGAACUGACGGAGGUUGAAAGGAAGAUAUUUGACAGGCUCCUCGCCACGCUCCGCCACUUUAAUUUCAGCACGGAGCUCCGCGUCGCCGGCGGUUGGGUCCGCGACAAGCUACUGGGGAAAGAGUGCUACGACAUUGAUAUCGCCAUUGACAAUAUGUCUGGGAGUGAUUUUGUUGAUAAGGUGAAGGAAUAUUUGGAAUCGGUUAACGAAGUAGCACAAGGAGUUGGUGUCAUUGCUCGCAAUCCUGACCAGUCCAAACACUUGGAGACUGCGAGGAUGAGGCUAUUUGAUCAAUGGAUUGAUUUCGUUAACUUGAGGAGUGAAGAUUACAGUGAGAACAGUCGCAUCCCGACAAUGAAGUUUGGAACUGCUGAAGAGGAUGCAUAUAGAAGAGAUUUAACCAUUAACAGCUUGUUCUAUAAUAUUAAUAAGAGUUCAGUCGAAGACCUUACAGGCAGAGGCAUUGCAGAUCUAAAAUCUGGAAGAAUAGUGACCCCUUUACCUCCAAAGGAGACCUUUUUGGAUGAUCCUCUUCGUGUUCUUCGGGCUAUUCGGUUUGGGGCAAGGUUUGAGUUUAAGAUAGAUGAAGAUCUCAAAGAAGCGGCUAGAUGUGAGGAAGUGAAAAAUGCUCUUGCAGCUAAAAUUAGCAAAGAGCGUGUUGGAACUGAGAUUGAGCUAAUGAUCUCUGGUAAUCAACCUGUCAAAGCCAUGUCAUACAUAACCGAUUUGACAUUGUAUCCAAUUGUCUUCUGUCUCCCACCUAAUCGUCAGCCAGAAGUCUCUGAUGGAUGCCAGACGCAGUCCAUGGUGUACUUGGAUGCAGCAUGGAGUCUGAUUCACUCAAUUGGAUAUACUUCAUUCACUGAUCAGCAAAGGCGACUUGCUUUAUAUUCAGCUCUGUUUCUUCCCUACAGAAAUAUGACAUAUAAGGAUGCUAAGGGGAAAAGGAUGCCGGUUGUCAACUAUAUUUUUAGAGACUCUCUUAAGCAGAAAGCCAGUGAUCCUGACUUGGUGAUUAAGGUACAUCAGUCAAUAGAUAAAUUUACAACAUUGAUUCCUUCAUUUACAUCCAAGGAAGAAACCAUGCCCCCUGAGGUCGACCAGGAAAUGGAAUUUGCUGAUGUGCCCACCACUUCAAAGCUCCGAAUUUCAACAGGAUUCCUACUAAGAGAGGUCAAAGAUCUAUGGCGAAUUGCUCUACUGUUAUCUACAAUGUUACACCCCUCUGACUUAGCUUCUUCUUCCAUGGAGGAUAAUGGUAAACCCGAGCUUGACAAGAUGAAAGAUUUGUUCAAGGUAGUCGAGGCCGCCAUCCUUGAACUAGGUUUGGACAAUGUAUGGGACAUGAAGCCAUUGAUCAACGGGAAAGAGAUCAUGAGCGUCCUACAGCUUAAAUCCGGAGGACCCCUUGUCAAGGAAUGGCAACAAAAGAUACUGUCAUGGCAACUUGCUCAUCCAACUGGGACUGCUGAUGAAUGCCUUGAGUGGAUGAAGGAAACCCACUGCUCGAAGCGCGCCAAAACAGAGUAGAGCUGCUGCUGCGGCUUCUUCUGAUGCUGAUGCUGAUCAUGAUUAUGAUCUUAAUGGAAGUUUGCUCCUUUUCUUUUUUGCACUCCUGACUAGCAAUGGAACGUGCAGAGAUCAAUUUUGGGAAGUAUUAGACUAUGAUCACAAUCAUGGUUCUGCAUUUCCUUACAGACUAUCAUUUGUCAGAAAAAGGGGAAAACGCCAUGAUUGUUGGUGCUUUGAGUACAGUCUAAUAGAUUAACCACUAGUAGUUCUUGUUCUUGUUCAUAGAGUAUUAAGUUACUAACAAAAACAGUUACAACAUAGUCUACAUUAGUUUGACAUGGAUCAGUUGGCUGACUCCCUUUGGUUCAUUUGUCGAGGUUGUGCAAUACUUUGAUUCAGACUAGGACCAAAUCGAAUUGGCCUAAAACCAGACCAACAUUUAGAAAUUUAGAAAUAAAUUUAAGAUUGUAAU
Molecule: messenger RNA, 2443 nt
Organism: Linum trigynum
Lineage: Eukaryota; Viridiplantae; Streptophyta; Magnoliopsida; Malpighiales; Linaceae
Source: the annotation of a GenBank genome assembly